Molecule: messenger RNA, 2802 nt
Organism: Nerophis lumbriciformis (worm pipefish)
Lineage: Eukaryota; Metazoa; Chordata; Actinopteri; Syngnathiformes; Syngnathidae
Source: RefSeq, a predicted model, not a curated record
ACUUCCGGGUAAAGUGAAGGUUGUUAGCCCCGAAGUACAUAGGCCCUGGAGGAACAUCUCCCCUGCGCCUCUCAACUACGGUCUGGGAGUCCCCCGCCCCCACCCACAGAAAGCACGCCUCUUCUUUUCCACCGCAGCACUGCUAUAAAACACACUCCGAUCUUCUGUUUCUAUCCGAUACUACAUAAAAAAAAUAACGUUAAAUAACCAGUAACGCAUCAUGUAGUAAUGGUAACUGAGUUACUCAAUAUACAAAAUAACGCAUUACAUUACCAGUUACCGCCGAAACUAACGGCGUUACAGUAACGUGUUACUUUGUAACGCGUUAGUCCCAACACUGGUCAUAACCCUAUGUGGAAGAACGUUGACAACGUUUCACUCUGAUCUUUGUGUUUUCUUUGCUACAAUUUAACAGCUCUCUUUGUGUGUGUAUCUGUUUAGAUGCCGCGUGCCAAGGGCCACAGGCGGGCACUAGCCGCCAGGACAAAGUUGGCAGAGCGGCAGUCAUCGCCCCCCAUGCCUCCUGUGCCCGAGUUCGUCGCUCGGCGCGGCACUGGGUUCCGCCACCGCGUGCGGAGGUGGCCGACUUCGGACCUGACUGGCCGUCAGGUGAAGUUUGUCCCUCCAGCUUUCGCCCCGGAGAAGAAGACUGUCUUCGUCAUCGGCGACUCCCACCUGAGGGGCCUGGUGGAUGGGGACGUCGCCUUACCCAAGGUACCUCUCUCUUUUUCUUUUCUGUCUGUUCCAGGUGCAGGUGCAGCUGACUUGAGGAAAGAGGUGGGGCGCCUGGAGUUCCCGUGGACCCCGGAUGUCGUCUGCGUGCUGGCCCCGAGCAACGACCUGGACCGUGGCAAUGCGGCGGUGGAGUUCGGCGCGCUCCUGACCAGAGUCCGCAGCCGCUGGCCCAAGGUGUUUGUUCUGGACUUCCCCCCGCGUCUGAACAAACCCGUGGGCCUGCAGGAUCUGCUGCGUCAGGAGCACCACCGCGUCGCAGCACGCAUGGGUCUCCCAUUCGUGGCUGUGACCAGCAGCUUCCUGCUGGAUCGGUUGGAGCUGUGGUGUUAUGACGGCGUGCACCUCAGCGACACAGGUGGCUCGCCCAUCCUGGUGGAGCUGUUGUGCGACGCUGCGCUCACCCUGUUCGCACCCGAUCCCCCUGCACCUCCUUCCCCUGGUCUGAAGGACUGCCUGGAUCCCCGGACGUGGCCCAGGGUUGGACAGGAGGGAGAGAUGGCCUGCAUCACUGCAUCUGCUGUUCUUUGGAGGAAGAUGGCAGAGCGGCAGUCAUGGACCCCCAUGCCUCCUGUCCCCGAGUUGGUCGCUCGUGGCUCGCCCAUCCUGGUGGGGCCUGCGCCUCCUUCCCCUUGGUGGACGUCGCCACAUGCCCUGGUGACGAGGCCAGACCCCCUGCCCCGUCGGCGCCCAGAUCCCCGGAGGUGGACAACGGUUGGACGGGAGGGAAAGGCUGGAACACAGCCGGUGCUACAGUCCCUUCCCAUCCCGUCCAACCCUGUGUGGUUCAGCAGUCCUAUGUUGGAUGCCAUGGAGGAGUUCGCUCCUUCCUCUGACUCCCACUGCACUGCUGUCCCACCACCUGGCCAGGCUUCUCCUGGGAGGUGUCGUCGGAGACCUGUGGCCGUCAAGCGCGCCGGACGGAGGGAGUUCACUCCUUCCUCUGACUCCGACUGCAUUGCUGUCCCACCACCUGGCCAGGCUUCUCCUGGGAUGCGUCGUCGGAGACCUGUGGCUGUCAGCCGCGCCGGACGGAGGGAGCAGGUUGGUGUCACCGUUUCUCCCUUACAUUUUCAGGUGCCUGCGGUCUGUGGGGAGCCAACGGUCAUCAGGGAGGAGCCUGCUGUCCAGGAGGAAACCCAGGUGCCGCUGCAGGUCUCCACAGAUAAGGUUGCUUCUUUUCCUCUACCUAGUGAUAGUGGUACUGUUAGUGUUAGUGAACCUCAGUCCGUCUGUGGUCGUGUGGCAAUGGUUGCGAGGGAUUGUCGGGGAAUUAGGUUAACUAAGGUUGUGCGCGGAUCUUUUCACCAGGGGGAUAGCAGGUUUAGUUACGGAGGGAUGCAGUGCAUGGCCAUUGCUGCAAGUAGUAUAGCUAAGCAUGUGGUGAAAAGCGUGUUUUCGUGGGAGACACUGGAGCUCGAUCACAUUCUGUAUUCCGGCGAUGAAUUUUACAGUAGUUUGCGCAACCUGGGUAUUUUUAGCCAUCCGUCGCAUUUUUUGUCCGUGCCGGAUCUACCUAGUAAUGUAGUUAUUGACGAGCAGUUGUUUAGUUUUCAUUUUAGUCAACACCCAGUAUCUGGUGCUGUGGGUGUUGAGCAGGAAAACGGUCCCUUUGUGACUCUGCGUAAUGGAUUAGAGGGAAUUUUCAGGCAGUACAGCAUGUGUCUGCUGACACUGGUAACGUCUACAUCUGCCAUCAUCUGUGAGGAUGGACAGUUCGCUGUGGUCGACAGUCACUCACGUAGUAGCUGUGGCCUGGUAGAUCACAACGGUACCAGUGUAAUACUGCACUUUUCCUGUUUAGAUGACCUGCAUCACUACAUCUGUUGUUUGGCUGACGCUCUCAGUCCAGGGCCGCAGCCUUUUGAGCUGUGUGGCGUUAGGGUUAGUGUAGGUGCAAGUCCAGCGUUGUCUGGAGCUUCUGUAGAGGGUUGCAUCUUUGAGAUGAACACUGCUGCAGCACCUGAGCUUAAUGACAUCAAAGGUGAUUGUGCCACCACCUCCUUGUUUGAGAGUGAUGCAGAGUGGCUUCAUAGAGAUGAGCACUGCUUCGGCACCGGGAUUUACUGA